This is a messenger RNA of Mycena indigotica, 1071 nucleotides long. RefSeq names its product Aldo-ket-red domain-containing protein. NCBI's taxonomy places the organism in Eukaryota, Fungi, Basidiomycota, Agaricomycetes, Agaricales, Mycenaceae. Bases 1 to 1071 code for a protein of 356 amino acids. The transcript is spliced from 11 exons. The record is from RefSeq and is a predicted model, not a curated record.
AUGUCGACCACCACGAAAAAGAUGGAGUACGUACGGCUUGGGACCUCUGGACUCAAGAUUUCCAAGAUCGUUCUCGGGACAAUGUCUUACGGAGAUCCUAAAUGGGGCGGAAGCUGGGUCCUCCCUGAGGAGGAGGCUAGCAAGCACAUUAAAGCGGCUUACGAUGCUGGAAUCAACAGCUUCGAUACAGCGAAUGUGUACUCCAAUGGGCUCAGCGAGGAGGUCCUGGGACGCGCCAUCAAGCAGCACAACCUCCCAAGAGAUGAAAUCGUCAUUAUGACCAAAGUUUACUUCACCCUUGGCCGAGAGCCGAGCGAAACCCUGUUCUACAUGGACGCUGCUAGCCUCGAAGCGAAGCGCUAUACCAACCAAUUUGGCCUCUCCCGCAAGCACAUCUUCGACUCGGUCAAGCACAGUCUUCGGCGUCUCCAAGUCGAUUAUAUCGACUUGUUGCAAUGCCAUAGAUUCGAUCAGAACACGCCCAUCGCCGAAACUAUGCAAGCUUUGCAUGACGUCGUGAAAGCGGGAUACGUGCGUUAUAUCGGGAUGUCGUCUUGCUAUGCCUGGCAAUUUCAUGCGAUGCAGAACUACGCUAUCGCAAAUAACCUCACACCCUUCAUCUCCAUGCAGAACCAUCACAACUUGAUCUACCGCGAAGAGGAGCGUGAAAUGUUCCCAACCUUGAAGCACUUUGGCGUUGGCGCCAUUCCCUGGUCUCCUCUCGCCCGCGGGGCGCUUUGUCGGCCCAUGUCGGUUCAACUUCAGAAAGAAAACCAAACAGCGCGUGCAGAAUCUGACGUGAUGCCGCCUUCCCUCUACACACAAUCCGCCUCGAACCAGAAGAUCGUCGAGAGAGUGGAGGAGGUCGCCAAGAAGCAUGGGGUCAAGAUGGCCCAAAUCGCCAUUGCGUGGUCGCUUUCCAAGGACGGCGUUUCGGCGCCAAUUGUUGGUACAACUUCGCUUCAGAACCUCUUCGAGGCCAUCGACGCGGUGCACAUCAAGCUCACAGCGGAAGAGAUCAAGUACCUCGAGGAGCCUUACCAGCCCAUGGCGAUCUUGGGUCAUUGGUGA